AUGCCAGCACGCCACCAUAUUAUACUGCAGGGCAACCUCAACCACUGCGCCAGGGCACAGGACCUAUUGGUCCAGGCCAUGGCGGAGUGGGGGGUUGCGGUGGCUGCUGUGGCGGAGCCAUAUUUUGUCCCCCCGCGGGGGAAUUGGGCGGGGGAUCGGGAGGAGACGGUGGCCAUAGUGGCGUCGACUGCCGGACACUCCCCCCCUCUAGUGGUGAAGGAACGCGGGUCAGGGUUCGUGGCGGCGAGGUGGGGAGAAGUCAUCCUAAUUGGGGUGUACUUCUCUCCAAACCGCACCCUGGCCCAAUUCCAGGCGUUCCUGGAGACCCUAGAGAGGGCGGUGAGGAGGGCAGCUCCGACGCCGGUGUUGGUGUUGGGGGACUUCAACGCCAAGAGCGCGGCGUGGGGUUCUCCGGUCACCAAUACCAGGGGGCCAGAGUUGGAAAAUUGGGCGGCAGUCCUAGGGCUAGCCAUCCUCAACCGGGGCCAUGCCAACAC
Messenger RNA from Hyposmocoma kahamanoa, 497 nucleotides. RefSeq lists its product as uncharacterized. NCBI's taxonomy places the organism in Eukaryota, Metazoa, Arthropoda, Insecta, Lepidoptera, Cosmopterigidae. Gene Ontology annotation, molecular function: catalytic activity. The record is from RefSeq and is a predicted model, not a curated record. The transcript has a single exon. The annotation marks the transcript as partial.